Messenger RNA from Phytophthora infestans T30-4, 588 nucleotides. RefSeq lists its product as uncharacterized. Bases 6 to 524 code for a protein of 172 amino acids. The transcript is spliced from 5 exons. NCBI's taxonomy places the organism in Eukaryota, Oomycota, Peronosporomycetes, Peronosporales, Peronosporaceae. The record is from RefSeq and is a predicted model, not a curated record.
CAGCGAUGCUCGAGACUCGCCGCAAGCUGCUUAAUGCGGCGCUUUCUGGCAAUAUGAUCCUGUCCUGCGCACUGUUACUGGCCACCAUGUUCCUGAUGGAGACUCCGUAUGUAGGAUUCGAUGCUGCAGUCACUGCUGGUGUCUAUGUGGUCUUCACGUUCGUGGCCAUCGUCAUCCUGAGCAAGACGCCUUCAGCGUUUUCUAUUGGAUUUCUAGUUGGAGCAUCGUCGCUCGUGCUAGUGCUAUCGUUCCAGGGGUCUCUCUAUUGGGGACUCGAGGCACACAACAAUCCACGACGGAGGACCGCAGCAUUUAUGGCGUCUGGACUUCACGCCGUGAUAUUCACAGUGCAGUGUGUCGUUACCACCGUAGUAGUGAAGUCCAAGGAAGACGUCAUCGACACUUACGCAGCGUACGAGUACAUUCCUGACACCAACUACCCCGACCACACAGUCAUGACAAAUAUCUCGCACACAGCGUCGCCUAUCAAUUACCAAGCGACCAUCCCCACAGCCGACAUUUGAACCCAGACUUGGCCUGUCAUUGUAAAUUCUGAGUAAAAUGUGCUAGUCACAGAAUGGCCCGGCA